Molecule: messenger RNA, 1829 nt
Organism: Frankliniella occidentalis (western flower thrips)
Lineage: Eukaryota; Metazoa; Arthropoda; Insecta; Thysanoptera; Thripidae
Exons: 5
Coding region: 510-1814 (434 amino acids)
Source: RefSeq, a predicted model, not a curated record
CGGUGUGGCGGACCGGGCCGGCUCAACCUCCGCUCGAGUCCACUCCGGUCCUCAGUCCCCAAGGAGACCUCGCUCCGGCCGCACUCUGUCCGCGCAUCGGGAGGCAGAAGCUUCGACAGCUUGGCCCCCCCGUCCGAUCCGGCUUUGCUCAGUUUACAUAACCCGUGUGCGACCGACAAAGCAGCGACGUGCGCAAGCGCGAAACUACCGAUUUGUGCGAUUUUUACUCGAUUUUUCGCGUUUCGCCGGCGCGCGUGAGAAGUGCUUUGUUUUGGUGCCGCGAGGGCCCUAUCCGAGUGUGAAGUGAAAGCCAGGAGCCCGGCAGAGCAACGGUGUUGAUCGUGCCCGGGUCACACCUCCCUUGAUCGCUCCUAUGCCAGCAAGGACGCCCAACCCGUGCCCCAGUGAAUGCCACCCCCGCGCACCACGACCCUCCUCCCCGUCAGCUGCUAGCGCCCCCGGCGGCGCCCCCCGCAGCGCCCCCCGCCACCAGUAGCAGCAGCGCCAGGAUGGAGGCGCCCGUGGCCACCCUGGUGGUGGCCGGCGUGCUGCUGCUGGCCUCCGCCGUGCAGAUCACUGCCUCCGCCACGACCAGCUCCGCCACCGUCACGACCACCACGCCGACCACGGCCGCCCGGCCCUCCGCAACAGGCCUCGAGUUCUGCGACGUCCCUCAGCCCCUCCACUUGGUGGCCGGCUCGCAGAAGUCCUCGACGAGGCUGAGGCUGUCGCCGCCCCUGCUGCAGCGGCCCUGCCGCCUGGAGGUGACGGCGCCGGCCUCCAACGACCUCCGCCUCGAGCUGGUGCCCGUCGUCCCCGUCGUGGAGGCGGACGCCACCCCUGACGCCCAAGAGAUCCCGGACGAGAACGACGACGCGUACGACCGCCACCGCCUCGCCCUGUACGAGUUCCGCGACGCCCUCGCCGCCCGGGACCGCAAGGAGGACGACAGCCGCGCAGCGCACCGCAGGGGCGCCGCCAUCACCAACCCGGGCAUGGAGGCCGUCAGCCUGGUGCGCCAGGACGCCGAGCGCCGCGGCAGCACCGCCAACGCCUCCUGCAACCUCGCCCUGUACGUGCAGGGCGAGGUAGCGUGGGCCGUGGACCUGUGCGACCCCAAGGCCAUCGCGGACGCCAACCACCCCGACAGCGCCUUCGCCAAGAUGCCCGGCCCGCUGACCCUGGUGUGGACGCCGCCGCGGCCGGGACUCGCCCUGCGCGCGGCCGCCCUCAGCAUCACGGCCGUGCGGAAGGAGGUGCCCGCCGACAACGCCUGCACGGUGGGCGCGGUCAAGCUCGCCGGCAGAGGCCUGGAGUCCGCCAUGGCCCUGGAGCUGCUCGACCGCCGGGCGCCCGAGGACCGCGCCGAGCCAUGCCGCGUCACCGUGGAGGCGCCCAGCAGCUACCUGCUGUCCCUGCUGCUCGUCAAGGUCGCCGCCGAGGCCGACUCCUCCUCGUCGUACUACUCGUCCUCCGCCGUCUCUAACGAGAGCGACGGCGACCUGGUGGAGGACGAGGAGAACGCCGCGACAGAGGACGCCGCGGCCGCGACGACCAGACCGACCUGCGGACUGAAAGUGAUUCUGGGCUGCUCGACGGAGCUGUGGACGGUGGAUCUGUGUGACCCCGCCGAGGCCGCGGCGCUCAACACCACCGAGCUCUUCCCCAACAACGUGACCCUGGUGUGGACCUCGCCGACUCCAACCGUCCAGAGGGGGUCUCAGCGGACGCCUCAGACGACGCCGCAGUUCGCCGCCACCGUCAUCCUCACCGCCAUCGGGAGAGGUAUACCGCGCAAUCAAACUUGGACAUGAAUAAGAGAUGCGAGG